GGUAUGUGGAGGCGCCACAGUCAGCUCUCUCACUCUCUGUGGGUCUCUCAUCCUGUCUGCUGAAGUGUUGGUGUGGCUGCUGUGAGACACUGAAACCAUGGCAUCUACUGGAACUUUCCGAAUGGUCUCGGAGGAAGAGCAGGCCAUGAGGUCAAAGCUUGAGCAUCUGACGGUCAAAGAUCAUGGACCGGUGUUUGGACCGUGCCAUAAACUCCCUGGCCAUACCAUUCAAAAGGCAAAAGAUGAGCUAAACGAGACAGAAGAGAGUCGGGUGUCAUCGCUGAAGGACCUGAGGACCACGAUGAAAGACAGAGCAGCGGAGGGGGACGAGCUUGCCAAAUUGGUGCAGGAGUGUUUUGGCGACAAACCAGACUCUCUGCUGCUGCGGUUCCUCAGAGCUCGCAAGUUCAAUGUUGUGAGAGCCCACGAGCUCCUGAAAGGUUACGUGCGCUUCAGGAAGGACUACCCUGAACUGUUUGAGAACCUGACCCCUGAGGCGGUCCGCAGCACCAUUGAGGCGGGAUACCCUGUGGUUCUCCCCAGCAGGGAUAAAUAUGGCCGUGUGGUCCUGCUCUUCAACAUUGAAAACUGGGACUUGGAGGAGAUAACUUUUGAUGAGGUGUUGAGGGCAUACUGUGUGAUCCUGGAGAAGCUGCUGGAAAACGAAGAGACUCAGAUCAACGGCUUUGUCCUUAUUGAAAAUUUCAAAGGCUUUACCAUGCAGCAUGCCUCCGGAAUAAAGACAACGGAGCUCAAGAAGAUGGUGGACAUGCUGCAGGACUCUUUUCCCGCACGCUUCAAGGCUGUACACGUCAUUCACCAGCCCUGGUACUUCACCACCACGUACAACGUAGUCAAACCAUUCAUGAAGGCCAAGCUGCUGGAGAGGGUGUAUGUUCACGGUGAGGAGCUUGAAAGCUACUUAAAGGAGUUUGAUGCAAACAUCCUGCCAUCAGAUUUUGAAGGGAAAGCCCCAGUGGCUGACUGCCAAGCCAUCGCCUCCAAGGUUUUUGGCUCUGAAGACACUGCACUCUGAAAAAAAACAAACAGCUUUUUUUGAGACAUUUAGAGAUAAACAAAAAUAUGUGGGCCAAUUAUAUAGACUUUUGUUGAUGCACAGGAUAGUUUCCAGCUGUGUCAUGGGAUGCAUAGGUUUAGUGAUAGUUGUUAAUUCAAAGAACCAGUGUGAGAAAAGAAGAAGAAUGUAGAAGAUGACAACCACACUGACUGGUUUGAGGAUUUUUGCCUUAAAGGGUAGCCUUACAUUGAACACAUUGCACCAGCAGAUUGUAAAAUGUUGAACAGAAGAAGACGGAUAUGUGGAUGAACUUGCAUCAGGAGAGGAUGCUUCCUGGGGCUCUGCCUUGGACAUAUGUCUUAAAGAUCUGCAAAUGUUUUGUGUACCUUUUUUUCAUAUUAGAUUAGUGUGCAACAUUCAAUAAAAUACUUUUUAAGUUA
Molecule: messenger RNA, 1458 nt
Organism: Oryzias latipes (Japanese medaka)
Lineage: Eukaryota; Metazoa; Chordata; Actinopteri; Beloniformes; Adrianichthyidae
Gene: rlbp1a
Product: retinaldehyde binding protein 1a
Cellular component (GO): membrane
Molecular function (GO): phosphatidylinositol bisphosphate binding
Source: RefSeq, a predicted model, not a curated record